This is a messenger RNA of Drosophila arizonae, 3332 nucleotides long. RefSeq lists its product as uncharacterized. NCBI's taxonomy places the organism in Eukaryota, Metazoa, Arthropoda, Insecta, Diptera, Drosophilidae. The record is from RefSeq and is a predicted model, not a curated record.
AACUUGUUCUGUUCACUCUGAAUCGUCGAGGCGUGCGGUACUGAAAGCCGGACAAUAUAACACGAAUUAAGGCAAUUCCUAUAACCGGUUCGGAACGUAGCGACCCACAACAGCGGCGCGCGUACGCUAAACAACAAUAACAACAACAGCAACAUAAAUAAAUAAAUCGAAAAGUAAAUAACAACAACAACUGCGAUUAGCUUUAUAUUUCAAGCCAUUCAAGUGCUUCGGUUUCAGUGUAUCUGUGUGUGAGUGUGCUUAAAUAAAUACCCUGUAAAUCCUCUCAAAUCAUUGGUGAUCCAUAGCGAUCUCAGUGGCAGUGCGUGUGUCUGUGUGCCGAAAUUCGCGUUAAUUGAGCUGUAAGUGCUGAUUUGUUGUACAAAUUUGCAUCGCUUGCAACGAGCCAAGUUGCAAAGCUGCAAAGCUGCAAGGCUGGCUGGUUGGCAAACGUUGAAAGGCCGCAUAAACAAAUCUGGCUGCGCGUCUUGGUUCACUGAUUUAAUGCCACAAACAGAUUGCAGAUUGUAGCUGUAACCACCGUCGCCGACGCAGCUGCCCCGCCCCCCUUCUCUAUAUAUCUCUCUCUCCCUCUCUCGUUGGUCUGCUCCCCAAGCCCCACAGCAGGCGCGCCCCUUCUAUCCUGCUUGCAACAUUGCAACCUGCUUGGAAGCUUGUUUCUGCGGAAGAGCCGCAGCCACCGAGCCAGAGCGCCAGGUGAGGAGCGACUCGCAGAGUCAGAUCCGGCAAAAAAAAAAAAAAAAAAUAAAAAAAAAAAAAAAAAAAAAAAAAAAAAAAAAAAAAAAAAAAAAAAAAAAAAAAAAAAAAAAAAAAAAAACAACAGCCGACGAAGACGUCGUCCAAACAUUUUGCCAUUGAGCAAAAGAAUUUCUUUAAAACAACAACAACUGCAACAACAACAACAACAACGCGCAAAGAUUUACAACGCGGACCAAGCAAAAAGUGUAAAGCAAGCAAAGCAGCAAAAAAUUAGCGCAUACUGGAAGUGCAUCUAUAUAUGUGUAUGCAGGUGUAUGUGCAUGCCUGUGUGUGUGUGCGAGUGUGCGAGUGUCUUUGCCAAGUGCUGGCAAAAAAGUUGUUUAACUAACCAAAAGAAAAAGUUUGAAAAGUGUCAACCUAAGCGGCGCGGCCAAUAACCUAACGACAACCACAACAACCACAACAACAACAACAACAGCAACUAGAAACAACCAACAACGGCAACAACAACAGCAGAAAGAAGAAGACGAUUUUGUGCUAAGCAUGCAAUGGCGACCCCUUGUACGGGCCAGGCUGCGGUUUAAUUACCGUUAUCCUUGCAAACACUAAGCCAAGUCUUGGGAUUACGUKUACAACAAGUACGAAAGAAAGAAAGGACGAAUCAACAACGCGUCAGCAGGUGAACAUUCCAAUUGGUAAAAUAAACAAAACAAAAAAACACACGGGGCAAAACAGUCUAAUUGGCCAAGUCGGACAGGCAACAGCAACAGCAAAAGCAACAACAACAACUACGGGAGCAACAACUAGGAGCUGCAGUGAAGCCGACGCAAACCCGUUCAAAAUGUGCAAUAGACAACUGCAGUAGACAGAGGCGAUAACUGGCAACAGCGCAGUCAAAGGAUUGGCAAGAGCAAGCAUCAGGAGUCGGCUAACUCCCCUUACGACAGUCCCCCACCCACCCGCACACAGUAUGCCAUCAAUUGCCAACAUCAGUGUCAGCUCGACAUCGCCAACAAUGGUCGGCUUCCUGCCUGGCAACGAUGCCCGCCUUAGUUACAUUGUAAAUCAAGUUGCGUCCGCAUCCGCAUCCACAUCCGCCGCAUCCGUCGCAUCGCCCGCCCUGCCCACGUUCAGUCCGCCGCGCAUUGAGAGCUUGGUGGCCAGCUCGGCGGAGGAUUUGGGCGGCUUUGGGGAUGUGACGUUCGACAUCUUCGAUGACGAUGACGAUUUGUUUGGCUCGCCGAUGGCCUUCGAUGCCAGCGAGCAGGGCCUGUGGAACGGACGCUUUGUGCCGCCGCCCCCGCGGCCGCCCUUCUUCGUCGACGAGCCCGUGCUGAGCGAUGGCCUAACCACAUGUGAUUUAUGCUCCUGGGCCAUGCCCACCAAGAGCACGUUCAUGUUCGAGGGCACGAUAGAGAAGGCCACCGAACUGGGCUGGCCACUGACGCUGAUCAUAGUGUCGGUUCUAUCGGCGCUAUUGGGCGCCAUCAUCAUGAUUGCCGUGGUGCGUUGCCGGCGCAAAAAGUCGUCCAAUAAUCGCAAUGACACGCACGUGCAGUGGUGGUCGCGCAACAAGCGCGCCCACAGCAAUGGCGCUGGCACGGGCAGCAGUGCCGGUGCCCCAAUAGCCGGCAGCAGCGCCCACAACAACAACAAUCAUCUGAGACGCAGCAAUAUUUAUACAGCACACCCGGCGGACAGCAUACGCGGGCUGCAUCCGCUGCCGCUGCCGAUGUCGAUGCCCAUGCCGCUGCCGCUGCCCAUGCCGCCCACGCUGGCGGCCACAGCUGCACCGAUGCUGGCCGUGUCGCCAUCGGUGGCAGGCAGCGCGCCGCCAAGCCAACAGCAGCAGCAGCAGCCACACUAUUUCCAUCCAUAUCACCAUCAUCAUCAUCAUCAUCAUCAGCAACAGCAGCAGCAGCAGCAGCAGGCGCCCCUGCCGCCGCAUUACCCGCAUGACUGCGAGGAGGACGCGGCAUACGAGGAGCCCGAGUACCAUCAGCCACAACAGUUGCACACUAGCUCCAAUUCCAUGUCGUCGGUCGCGUCAUCGCCAGCAUCCACCGAAGCCGAAGUCGAGGCCGUCAGCCACUGGCCACAGGCCGGCACCAUGGUGGUCGCCAGCUGAGAGCUGGCCGAGAGCUGCGCCUGGGCGCGUCAGCGUCGGCGCAGCCUCAGCAGCGACUGGAUCUGGCAGUGACAUGUUGCACGGCAACAUGCUGCAGCAACACGGCCACUGGCAUCGGCAUCGGCACUGGCAACACGGGCUGCUUAAAAUGCGGCACACAAAUUCUGGUGCAGAUCAUAAAAAGGAUUACACGUAACAUUUUGUGAAGUUUAUUUUGUUUUCUUGCUUGAAGCCGGCAAACCAGUCCAUAAGCAGCUAAGGAUUCACUUCAGUGUCUGACUGACAGCCACUGUGUGUAUUGGUGCACAUGUGUGUGUGUGUGUGUGAGUGUCUAUGUCUCCAAUUGGGAAAACCGAAACGAAUUUAGUGUCACUUCCACUUCCGUUGUGCAAACUAUCGGAGCAGCCAGCAAAACCAAAAAACCGACGUCCAGACAGAGGAGGUAGAGCUGGUAUCCUACAGGAGAGAGAGACAGACAGACAGACAG